Aureobasidium namibiae CBS 147.97 is the source of this 642-nucleotide messenger RNA. RefSeq lists its product as uncharacterized. Lineage: Eukaryota; Fungi; Ascomycota; Dothideomycetes; Dothideales; Saccotheciaceae. The annotation marks the transcript as partial. The record is from RefSeq and is a predicted model, not a curated record. The transcript is spliced from 2 exons.
AUGUUUUCAUCGAUCCUCCUGCAUUUGUCUUUGACCCUGAGCUACGCUACCUCGAGUCCCAUCCAAAGACGCGCGCUCUCCCAAAACGACAUCAUCGGCAUGCAACUGGCCAGCUAUCUCGAGAACCUGGAACUGAGUCUGUACACUGGUGGAUGUGAGGGUAUCACUGAUGUACAAUGGCUUGCUGCUGGCUUUCCUUCCACCUUUCAGCAAGACAUAUGUGCUAUCGCAGAACAACAACAGAAUCAGACAAGCUACAUCUCGUCGACACUUGAGGCGAGCGGCAUAUCUGCCCAUCAAGCUUGCAACUAUGCCCUCUCGUACGACACACCUACGGCCCUUGUCCUCGCAAAUCAGAUUACAUCCAUCAGUCUCGGGUACUAUCUCGGCAGCUUGAACGACUUUUCUCCAGAGCUUCAGGCCUUAGCUGCCUCUAUACUCUCGGUCGAAGCUCGCCACGAUGCUAUUGUCAGGAACGGAAUGGGAGCUUCUCCCUUCCCUACCAACCUCGAUGUGCCACUGAGCUCCGUCUGGGCAUACAAUCUGGCGCAGAAAUAUACCACGUCCUGUCCGCAGGCGCUGUCCAUCGAUCUCCUACCUCCGCUCACCUUCAACGGCAUGUCAGGCAGCACUCUUGAUUUU